CAGCGAUAAUGACAUGAUUUCAUAUACAAAACCCCAUAUGGGACACGGAGGACACAACCACUUAGCGGCACCCAGGUAAUUAUACGCAACAGCUGCUUGGUGUGGUCACUGUAGUGUUGCCAAUAAGAAUGAUUCAAAGCCAGAAUUUGAUCAUGAUCGAGAGGCAACAACCUUUCGUUCUCACAAUGAAAGCAUUGCCAGUACUACAACUCUUGUUUCUAGCCACACUUGUGGCCACAACCCAAGGUUCAUUCGAGCAUGACAUAGCCGACCAAAUAAUCCAUCUCCUCCGGCCAAAAUCAGGAGUCGGCGGCAGCCAAGUCGGCAACAUUUCAUGCCUGAGUUGGCGACUGGGAGUGGAGACCCACAACAUCAUUGACUGGACGACUAUUCCAGCUGCUUGUGAAGGCUACGUCGGGCACUACAUGCUCGGCGACCAGUAUAGAAAAGACUCGGAAGUGGUUACUCAUGAGGCCUAUGUCUAUGCUGAGGGGCUGAACCUCACCAACGAUGGUAACAACUUGUGGGUAUUUGACAUCGAUGAGACUACUCUCUCUAAUCUGCCGUACUAUGCCGAGCAUGGAUUCGGGGUGGAGGUAUAUAAUUCAACUGCAUUCACUGCCUGGGUCUUGGAAGGCAUAGCCCCAGCUUUGCCCGAGAGUCUAAAGCUGUACAAGAAGUUAUUGGCUCUUGGAAUCAAGGUUGCAUUCAUAACUGGAAGAGAAGAAUCACAGAGAAAUGUCACAGAAACCAAUCUGAAGAAUGUUGGAUACGAUACCUGGGAAACGCUUGUACUAAAAGAUUCAUCUUAUUCUGGUAGCACAGCAGUGGUGUAUAAAUCAGCUGAGAGAAAGAAGCUUGAAGAAAGUGGAUAUAGAAUAAUCGGAAACAUUGGUGAUCAAUGGAGUGAUAUAAUGGGAACAAACAUCGGCAAUAGAACCUUCAAGUUGCCUGAUCCAAUGUAUUACAUUAGCUGAAUAAUUGUUUCCUUUUGCAAGAAGAUUUCAUGUUUUCAUUAGUACUUGUUUAAGUGGAAGAGAAAAGAUUGAUCCAUGGAAUAAAAGGUUCUGGGACCAAUUGGUUCUAACAUAUGCA
Molecule: messenger RNA, 1095 nt
Organism: Rosa chinensis
Lineage: Eukaryota; Viridiplantae; Streptophyta; Magnoliopsida; Rosales; Rosaceae
Product: acid phosphatase 1
Exons: 3
Coding region: 129-977 (282 amino acids)
Molecular function (GO): acid phosphatase activity
Source: RefSeq, a predicted model, not a curated record